Messenger RNA from Boleophthalmus pectinirostris (great blue-spotted mudskipper), 3074 nucleotides. RefSeq names its product YTH N6-methyladenosine RNA binding protein F3 (gene ythdf3). Gene Ontology annotation, biological process: mRNA destabilization. The transcript is spliced from 5 exons. The record is from RefSeq and is a predicted model, not a curated record. Gene Ontology annotation, molecular function: N6-methyladenosine-containing RNA reader activity; mRNA binding. Bases 376 to 2190 code for a protein of 604 amino acids. Lineage: Eukaryota; Metazoa; Chordata; Actinopteri; Gobiiformes; Gobiidae. Gene Ontology annotation, cellular component: cytoplasm.
UAACAUGACUCAGAGCGUCAUAGGCGGAAGGUCACGGAGCAGCAGAACGGAACGGAAGCGGAGUAAAAAAGCCCAUCCGCCAUUGUGGAGUAUGGUGAGGGAUAUUUCAUUUAGGCACUAGGCACUUUAACACUGACUGAAAGAAACCGUCUGUGCCCUGAGCGGACACGGGGAAGUGAAGCCGUCUACACCGACAGAGAGCCUUCGUUUGGACAAGGCAGAAGACACGCGUCGUCACCAGGUCUGACCGCUAGAGGAAAGGAAAACGCCGCCUCGCAACACUGCCAGAGUGAUUGAGCCGAGCUAGGAAGCACCGAGAGCAGAGGGACGCCGUGGACUGUCUCACAAGCACAGCUCCGUGUUGGUUUCUGGAGGAUGUCUGCCACCACUGUCGACCAGAGGCCAAAAGGACAAGGAAAUAAAGUACAAAACGGAUCAAUGCAUCAAAAAGAUGGUGUGAACGAUGAUGACUUUGAACCUUACCUAAGCGGCCAGACAAAUCAAAGUAAUAGCUAUCCACCAAUGUCGGAUCCCUAUAUGCCCAGCUACUACGCUCCAUCCAUCGGUUUCCCCUACUCUCUGGGAGAAGCGGCUUGGUCUACAGCUGGAGACCCUCCAAUGCCAUACCUUACUACCUAUGGACAAAUGAGCAAUGGCGAGCCCCAUUUUAUACCUGAUGGAGUGUUCAGCCAACCAGGCGCUCUUGGGAAUACUCCUCCUUUCCUUAGUCAACAUGGUUUCAACUUUUUUCCUGGAAAUGCAGACUUUUCUACCUGGGGUACCAGUGUCUCUCAGGGUCAGUCCACACAAAGCUCAGUAUACAGUAACAGCUAUGGGUACGCUCCCAGUUCUUUGGGCCGGGCCAUCACUGAUGGACAAGGAGGGUUUGGUAGUGACACUCAACUCAGUAAGGUACCGGUGCUGAGCAGCAUCGAGCAGGGUAUGGCAGGGCUAAAACUGGGUACAGACAUGGUGGCUGCAGUCACCAAAACCGUGGGCUCACCUUUAGGGGGCACACCAGGCAUGAGCAGCAUGGCAGCAAACAACCUCCCCCCAUCUAUCAGCUCCUCUGCACCUAAACCUGCCUCCUGGGCAGCUAUUGCCAAGAAACCUGCCAAACCACAACCUAAAGUCAAACCAAAAGCCAACAUGGGUAUGGUGGGAGGAGUCACCAUCCCUCCCCCUCCCAUAAAGCACAACAUGAACAUAGGGACAUGGGAUGAUAAGGGCUCCCUGAACAAGGCUCCGUUAGCUCAGACCAUGAUGCCCCCUCAGCAGCUGGUGCAGCAGCCACUCUUGGCCCAGCCCCCGACGUUACUGCAGAGCCCCCUGCCUCCCCAGCCUCAGCACCAACCACAACACCAGCCCUUCCAGCUGCAGUCCCUCCAGUCACCCCAACACCCUCUGCCCCCUGCUCCCCCACACCUGCACAUCCCCUCCCAGCCGGGUCCGCCACACCACCUCCAUCAUCAUCAUCACCAUCAUCAGCCGCCUCAGCAGCCCGGCCCACCCCCAAACCGCUGGGUGGCACCCCGGAACCGGGGUGAUGGCUUUGGUUUCGGUGGGGGUGUCCCAUUGAGCGCCUCUCCUUGCUCUGGAGAAGUGCAUCCUGUAUUAGAGAAACUACGGGCUCUCAACAACUUCAAUCCCAAAGACUUUGACUGGAACUUGAAAAAUGGCCGCGUUUUCAUUAUCAAGAGUUAUUCAGAAGAUGAUAUCCAUCGCUCAAUCAAAUACUCAAUCUGGUGUAGUACAGAACAUGGAAACAAGCGCUUGGAUGGUGCCUACCGCUCCCUGGGCAACAAGGGUCCACUAUACCUGCUGUUCAGUGUCAACGGCAGUGGGCACUUUUGUGGCGUAGCCGAGAUGCGCUCCCCUGUGGACUACAAUGCCUAUGCAGGCGUAUGGUCUCAGGACAAGUGGAAGGGCAAGUUUGAAGUAAAAUGGAUUUUCAUUAAAGAUGUGCCCAACAACCAGCUACGGCACAUUCGACUAGAGAACAAUGACAACAAGCCAGUGACCAACUCCAGGGACACGCAAGAGGUGCCUCUGGAGAAGGCCAAACAAGUGCUAAAAAUAAUCGCCACUUACAAGCAUACCACCUCAAUCUUUGAUGAUUUUGCACAUUAUGAAAAACGGCAGGAAGAAGAGGAGGCUCUGAGGAAGGAACGCAAUAGAAGUAAACAGUAACCUUCAAGCAAGUUUUUCUUCAACAACCACAACACUAAAGAUGAUGGACCUUAAACAAAAUCUGCCUAACUGAGAGGAGAAGAGGCUUUCCACUGAAGACAAUGUAUCUGGACACUUAAACAUGACAGUAGAGGAACUCAUUUGUAUCUGUUGACUAGUGUUUGUAUCAUUCAAAAAAACGUAACUUCUUUAGAAACUGUCAUUGAAGCACUUUGAUUCGUUCUUAACAGCCUCUAUUCCAACACCCUCGUCUCUUAAACUUGUUUUGAUUUGUUUAUGAGCAAACUAACUGACUAACAAGACUAGUCAGAAUAUGUCACCAGGCUAACAUCAUUUUUAAUGCCUCAAUCUUUUGGGAUAUAGCAGAGGGCUCCUGCAGAGAUUUAUAGAUGAAAUGUAUAAUGAAUCUAGUACUUGAAUCAGUAUUCAGCUGCCUGGCCACCCUCAGACAGGCCUGUGGGAAAUUGACAGCCACAAUUAUGCCAAUCAUGAAAUGUAUCCUCGCUCUACCCAUUUACAUUGGUUUAUGCAUUUUUUGUUUACCAAAAGAGUUCUGCAGCAGGCUGAGAUAGUGGGCCAGUGCAUACCUUUUGUUUUCUCAUGAUUCUGUCAUUCUCAAGUGCAUUGUUUGAGGAGAAACUUGCUGCUUUGGUAGAGUUUGCAGUGGCCCAUUUCCUGCGGGUCUUUUUUUCACAUCCAUGUUCUUGACUGUACCUCAGGCUCAAUCAGACUGUCUGUCCUUAUCAACACGAGCACUUUUGGGUGAACUCCCCACACCUUUGUAAGCUUCACUGGGAUUCCCCCAAAACAGCAAGACAUAAUCUAUAGGGACAGUUUUCUCCUCAAGGUAAUCACUAGCUAAAUAAAAUCUAUUAUUAGAGUAA